ACUAGGAGGCCACUACAAAUAACAGAGAAGUCAAGCACGGCGAGAGUGAAGAAACACUAACUUCUCUGAGCAAGACACGGGAGUUCACGCGCUCGGCCAAAGUAGAGCUUUCUGCUUUGGAUAUUACAAAAAGUUCUCAUCUCCCAAAAGAGAGUCAAAGCUUUAACUCUUUCGCUGCACACUGCGUGGGAUUCCCAGCAGCUGGAGGUUUGUGUGAAGCGCCAUGGUCACCCACAGCAAGUUUGACAACGCAAUGAGCAGCAGCCUGUUUGACGCAAGCAUGCGGCUGCCGUCUCACCGUUACAAGACCUUCAGCUCCAAGCUGCAGUUCCAGAUGGUGCAGCACGCCGUGAGGAUGCUCCAGGAGAGCGGCUUCUACUGGGGCUCCAUCAGCGGCAAAGAGGCCAAUCACCUGCUCAACUCAGAACCCAGCGGGACCUUUUUGGUUCGGGACAGCUCGGACAACCGGCACUUCUUCACGCUGAGCGUCAAGACCGAAUCGGGCACCAAGAACCUGCGGGUCCAGUGCGACAAUAAAUCUUUCUUCCUUCAGACGGACUCCAAGAGCAUGCAGUCCGUUCCUCGCUUCGACUGCGUGCUGAAGCUCGUCCAUCACUACAUGCCCUCGUCCAAAAGCUCUCUGUCCUUCGGGAACUCCAGGAACUCGUACUACAUCUACACGGGGGGCGAGAAGAUCCCUCUGGAGCUGCUGAGACCCCUUCCUUGCACAAUGUCCUCCCUGCAGCAUCUCUGCAGGAAGACCGUCAAUGGACAUAUAGACGUUUCCAGCAAAAGAGAGCAGCUGCCUCAACAGCUGAAGGACUUCUUGCAAGAGUACGAUGCUCCCAUUUAAAGGGCUUUGGUUAGUGAAGCAACAAAGCUAGCUUUUUUUGUUUUGGACCGAGAAGUAUUGAGCUGAGUACGAGGAGUUUGCCAGUACUAUCACUGAUGCAUUCUUAUGUGACUGAUUUUGAAGCAGCAUUCUUGCCGUAACGGUCUCGAUGAAUGGACGUUUGUACCGUUUUCUGGACCAGUGCCAGUAUCGUAGCCCGCUGCUUGGGCGCCAAUCACUGCCUCUGCACUGCCCCGAAUCUGUGAGCUCCGCCAAGCAGCGAGACAGCGAGCCAUUUAGCAGAAAUCAGCCGCCGCCUUCUUCCAAGUAAAUAUUUGUGCCUUUCAAGGGGAAAAAGGAAGAAGCGAGCAACAAGCCCAGCACUGAGGCAUACCACUGAAAAAUUAAUUCUGGAGUCAAAGAAGGACUAAACACAGAUUGAAAUGGACACGUGUCGGUAUUCUGCUUGUACUUGAAAAAGCCACAGUUUGGAACAAAACGUCUUUCUUUUUUUUUAGCGGUUCGUGUCAGGAGCAGCUCAAAGCAGACUGCUCGUCAUUGAAUGUAUUAACACGCAUGAGUGUUUUGUGUCUACAGAUCACCCAUGUUUUACCUUGAUGCUGUUUACAUUAAUGAAUACGAAUUUAGAUCGGUUAUCUUUUAUAAAGACAUCUCAACCAUGUUUUGAUGUUACGUAUUUAUAUUUAUAAAAGCAAGAAAACAUUUCAGUAAUUUAUUAAAGAGGACUAUUUUUUCUAAAAAUGAA
Puntigrus tetrazona (Sumatra barb) is the source of this 1598-nucleotide messenger RNA. RefSeq names its product suppressor of cytokine signaling 3a (gene socs3a). The coding region runs from base 224 to 853 and encodes 209 amino acids. Lineage: Eukaryota; Metazoa; Chordata; Actinopteri; Cypriniformes; Cyprinidae. The transcript has 2 exons. Gene Ontology annotation, cellular component: phosphatidylinositol 3-kinase complex. Gene Ontology annotation, molecular function: 1-phosphatidylinositol-3-kinase regulator activity. The record is from RefSeq and is a predicted model, not a curated record. Gene Ontology annotation, biological process: intracellular signal transduction; phosphatidylinositol phosphate biosynthetic process.